Molecule: messenger RNA, 201 nt
Organism: Blepharisma stoltei
Lineage: Eukaryota; Ciliophora; Heterotrichea; Heterotrichida; Blepharismidae
Source: the annotation of a GenBank genome assembly
AUGAGUGAAAAAUUACAAGAAAGGACUGUAAUUGAUAUGAAAACGAAAGUUGGCAAGGCUGGCUGCGCAGGGACUCAUGCUGCUUUGGAUUUGUGCUUAAAAAACAACGGAAAUGACUGGCGUCAGUGCCAAAAUGAACUAGUUGUGCUCGGAAAAUGUAUGAGACUUUCUAUUAAAGCCGAAGAAAAGAAAAUUAAUUAA